Molecule: messenger RNA, 3468 nt
Organism: Aspergillus chevalieri
Lineage: Eukaryota; Fungi; Ascomycota; Eurotiomycetes; Eurotiales; Aspergillaceae
Exons: 3
Coding region: 1-3468 (1155 amino acids)
Biological process (GO): double-strand break repair via homologous recombination
Cellular component (GO): cytoplasm; chromosome
Molecular function (GO): ATP binding; 3'-5' DNA helicase activity; nucleic acid binding
Source: RefSeq, a predicted model, not a curated record
AUGGUGGUGCAGAAGGCACUGUGGUUGGAUCCCCAUGUGGGGGACAUUAUUCAGAUGUGGCAGGCACAGGCUAGCACAGUGAAUGGCACUCCAAAUGGCACACCGGCUAGCCCAAUAGCAUGGCCGUUGGCCAGUGCAGAUGCCCAACUGGCCGAUAUCGAUGAGGGCUGUGAUAGUGCCAGUCCCACACGCUCCACCCCCACCACGGUGCACGAUCGCCCGUCAUUUCAUGACCAUGUGCAGCAGAUGGUCAGCCGCUUCAUGAUCCGUGGCACCCAUGGGCCCAUGCAGACAUUGCUCGACUGGCGCACAUAUGGGUUGAAGAUCCAUUACAAUAGCACGGCGCCGGGCCAUGUGGCGUGGAUGGGAGCCGAUGAGCUGUUGUACAAGGAUCUGCAUUUCACGAUGGGUGAAUUCCGUGGGUUCAUCCACGGGUUGGUUGGGGCCACACGGGAGCUGCUGUGUGAACUAUUAUGGGCACCCGGGCUGGAACUUUUUGCACGAUCGCCGAACCCGGUGGCCCGUGGAUGGCCGGUGGUGGAUGAUCCAGCGGCUGCGCACAGAGCGCCCCGUGCAGCAGCAAUUCAUGCGCCGGGGGCGAUCCACGGCCCAUUGGUGGCACAGUAUCUGGCCCGGGUGGCCCGGUUCAAGGAGAAACUGGCCGUGGCCAUCCAUAUGACGGCGGGGCAGCCGGCACGGGCCCCCGAGCUGCUCAGUGUGCAGUAUGUCAACACGCCGAACAACCAAUUCCGCAAUGUGUUCAUUGAGGAUGGGAUGGUGACACUGGUGACUGCAUACCACAAGGGCUUCCAUGCGAGCAACGACAGCAAGCUGAUCCACCGGUAUGUGCCACGGGCGGUCGGGGAGUUGGUGGUGUGGUAUAUGUGGCUGGCGAUGCCAUUCAUUGGCCAGUUGACAGCGUGGCAGGCCGGCACUGCGCAUGGCACGGUGAAUGGCACAUCGAAUGGUAUGUCAAAUGGCACAUCGAACGGCACAUGGAAUGGUAUGUCGAAUGGCACAUCGAAUGGUAUGUCGAAUGGCACAUCGAACGGCACAUUGAAUGGCACACGAGCCGGCACGGUGAAUGGCACGGUGAAUGGUACAGUGAAUGGCAUGUCGAACGGCACAUCGAACGGCACAUUGAACAGCACAUUGAACAGCACAUGGAAUGGCACACAAGCCGGCACAUUGAAUGGCACACUGAAUGGCACGGCGAACGGCAUACUGAAUGGCACACUGAUUGGCACACAAGCCGGCACGGCGAAUGGCACACGAGCCAGCACGGUGAAUGGCACAUCAAACAGCACAUUGAACGGCACAUGGAAUGGCACACGAGCCGGCACGGUCAAUGGCACACUGAAUGGCAGGGCGAACGGCACACUGAAUGGCACAUCAAACGGCACAGCAAAUGGCAUAUCAAACGACACACUGAAUGGCACAUCGAACAGCACAUUGAACGGCACAUCGAACAGCAUGUUGAACGGCACAACAAACAGCAUACCGAUUGGCACACGAGCUGGCACAGUGAAUGGCACAUCGAACAGCACAUUGAACGGCACAUGGAAUGGCACACCAAAUGGUACGCACAUCGAACAGCACACCGAUUGGCACACCGAUUGGCACACAGGCCGGCACAUCAAAUGCCAUGUCGAAUGGCACAACGAUUGGCACACCGAAUGGCACGGCGAACGGCACACUGAAUGGCACAUUGAUUGGCACGUCGAACGGCACACCGGCAUGGCAGCCCCCAGCCCAUAUUUAUGGGGCCCCGACCCGGGCAUGCAGCGGCCAUGGACCCCCGAGCGAUUCCGGGAGGUGUUGAAGCGGGAGACCCAGGCCCGGCUCGGCCAGGCAUUGAAUAUUCCGGCGUACCGGGACAUUGCCAUUGGCAUCAGCCGGCGGUUCCUGCGGGCAUCCAGCACAUUCACCAGUGACCGCCAGGAUGAAACGGAGCAGGCGGCGGCAUUGGAUGCUGACUGUGAGGACGGCAUGGAUGCGGACCAGUGGAUGGCGCAUAUGACGGAUUUACAGGCGGGCCAUUCAUCGCACGUGGCGGGGAUGGUAUAUGGGCGGCAGCUGAUGGAGCAGGCGGGCACAACAAGCCACCGGCGGGCAAUGUUCCGGCAGUCCAGUGUGGAUUGGCACCAGUUUCUGGGGUUCGGCUGCGGCACGGGGGUUCCAGGAGAUGUCCAUGCCGACAUUGAUGCCGGUGGGCUUCGGGCUGGCUUGGUGGAUGAAGGCAGCUGUCCAAGCCGCCGUCCCGGUCAGGAACAGGUUAGGGCUCGCUUGGUGGAUGAUCCCGGUCAGGAAUGGGUUAGGGCUUGCUUGGUGGAUGAUCCCGGUCAGGAAUGGGUUAGGGCUUGCUUGGUGAAUGAUCCCGGUCAGGAACGGGUUAGGGCUCGCUUGGUGAGUGAUCCCAGUCAGGAAGGGGUUAGGGCUCGCUUGGUGGAUGAAGGCAACCGUCCAAUUCACCAUCCCGGUCAGGAACGGGUUAGGGCUCGCUUGGUGGAUGAAGGUAGCUGUCCAAUUCACCAUCCCGGUCAGGAACGGGUUAGGGCUUGCUUGGUGAAUGAUCCCGGUCAGGAACGGGUUAGGGCUCGCCCCGUGCUUGGGAAACGCAAGCGGGCCCCAUGGCAGGUGGAGGCUGAGGAGCACCACAUGGAGCGGCGCCACCAGCUGCAGACCAUGGACAUGGCCGCUGCGCUGCAGCAGAUGACCGGUCAGGCCGGCAUGCAGUUCCAGGGCAUCCAGGCACCCGCCAUGGCGGCGAUCCAGCAGGGCAAGAGCCCCGUGGUGGCAGUCAUGCCCACCGGCGGUGGGAAAAGCAUGUUAUUCAUGUUGCCCGCGUGGGCCGUCCCCGGGGGCACCACCAUUGUGGUGGUGCCAUUGAUCUCGCUGCGGCAGGAUAUGCAGCAGCGGUGCCGGCGGCUAGGCAUCCCAUGUAUGGCAUGGGACCGGCAGCAGCCAUGUGAUGAAGCAGCCAUUGUGCUGGUCACACCGGAAUCGGCUGUCACCCCCGAUUUCCAUUCAUUCAUCAACCGGUUGGUGGUGAUGCAGCGGCUGGACCGGGUGGUGAUUGAUGAAUGCCACAUCAUUAUGAACCAGCAGAAGAACUUCCGGUCCGCCAUGGCACAGCUUGGGAAGCUCGUUCGGGCCCGUACACAGAUGGUGUUUUUAACGGCCACAUUGCCCCCCGAGAUGGAACCGGAGUUCAGCCAGCGCAUUCACCACCCACAGGAUCAGAUCGAUAUAUAUCGGGCCCGCACGAGCCGCGGCAAUGUGGCAUAUGGGGUGUGGCGGCCACCGAUUCCACACACUGCACCACAUGGAUAUGGAUGGGAGCAGGAUGCCUGGAUUAUUCAGUUCCUGCAGGCGCAGCUCCAGUGGGCCCGGGCCCGGGGGGAAGAUGGUGAUAUAUGCCAACCGGGUCCACCAGGUGCAGGCGAUGGCGGCGGUAUUGGGAUGUGA